Alternaria burnsii is the source of this 1491-nucleotide messenger RNA. RefSeq lists its product as uncharacterized. The transcript has 2 exons. Lineage: Eukaryota; Fungi; Ascomycota; Dothideomycetes; Pleosporales; Pleosporaceae. Gene Ontology annotation, molecular function: protein binding. The record is from RefSeq and is a predicted model, not a curated record. The coding region runs from base 1 to 1491 and encodes 496 amino acids.
AUGGCUUUGUUUGCACUCCCGCCGGAACUCAAACUCAACGUCAUCGAAUCCUUGGAUCCAGACUCGACCCUUAACUUUGCCCUCACAUGCAGAGACCAUGCGACACUUGCGAAUUCGACGCUGAAAGAGCACGGAAGACAGCUGUCGGAAUGGAGAGUUGUUGACACUACAGAUGUGCGGACGCUUCUGUGGAGAGUACUGAGAGAGGUGUUAAUCGAUCCGCGCCAAGGCUGGUACAUCAGGGAACUCAAUCUUCCAGCGACCCGUCAAUACAACUGGAAUGUGAAUGAAAGUUUGUAUGGCACCCACCCAAACAACGGCAUUGGGCCGUCCGAGGAAGAUAAGGGCUUGUUCAUCAAGGCGGCGAGAAAUCUGCGUCACCUGUAUCCGGUGACAGAAUCGAAGACCGUGCUGCGUCAACACCCGCGCUCCACCGAAAUCCUGCCAGUUCCUCAACUCACAAUUGCCUCUAUCGAAGAUAGGAUUCACAGAGGCUUUGAAGACGCUAUCAUUAUACUACUGUUGCACUAUUAUCCUUACCUUACCACUAUCAGACACACUGUGGUACACGAAGAAGAAUGUUUGGAGACGGCCCUGUGGCAUAUUGCCCACGAAUAUCAGAACCCAAUGGUAGCGCCGAUGCUCCCUUUGAAACAUCUCAGAACGGUCGCCAUCGCCUACUACGAUACGGAAGGAUGUGUCACUCCCAACUGGGCCUGUUACUAUCUCUGUAUUCCUUCGUUGAAGAUCUUUGCAGCGCAGGGGAUGGGGGACUCGCCUAGUGGACAAGUGCAGCGCAGUCUGUUCCCAGAUAGUGCUGUACCGUGCUCGAACGUGGCAGAGCUGUUCUUUUGGGAUUGUCGAUUUGAUGUGGACGGUUUAGCAGUUGUUCUUGCAGCGGUCAGGCAUCUGGAGAAAUUCACGUAUCACGGCGGUGGCAGUACAGUGUCGGAAACAAGCUCCUAUCAGGCCAAAAAGGUUCUGGAAGCAGUUAUUACAUAUGCUGCUCAUUCGCUGGAGGAGCUUAGCCUUGGUCAGGGCUAUGUCGAUGAUGAUCUUGGCCUUGACGUCCCCGGCCCGACGGUUGUCUCACUUCGAAGCUUCCGAAAGCUUCGCAUACUUGAUUGUGAAUGGUCAAUACUACGACCUGAAACGGAAGAAGAGGAAGAAGAUUCACAACAUGAUGAACCGUUAGAAGAAGGAUUCCAUCGUGCGGAAGACGAUGAAGACGCUUAUACAGAGUUCGACGUUAGAACAAUGCUUCCUGAGUGCAUUGAAGAGCUGCACUUAGGUGGUGAGUUCAAAACAUAUGAGGAGUGGGAGCACCUAGAGGACACGUUCGACACCCCAAGUGUAUCGACUCCACAUCUGACUAUGGACAAGACAUGCAUCCAGAGAAGCGAUAGCGAUAGGCGUAUCGGAGACGCAGAGAGUCGAGGGGGUGUGUCGUCAUAUCCCCUUGUGCAGCUUUUCGAAGGCCAUGGAUAUUAG